This is a messenger RNA of Triticum dicoccoides, 759 nucleotides long. RefSeq lists its product as uncharacterized. Bases 121 to 489 code for a protein of 122 amino acids. Lineage: Eukaryota; Viridiplantae; Streptophyta; Magnoliopsida; Poales; Poaceae. The transcript has a single exon. The record is from RefSeq and is a predicted model, not a curated record.
GCCAUGCAGGCCGCGAAAAGCGCAGAGCUGCACGCAAACCUUUCCUUAAUUCCUCACCGCAGUCGUCGUCCAGCUCGAUUUACUUCCUCUCGACUACAAUCCCACCUCUUCUGAGAAAUCAUGUACAGUCCUCAACGUCGAGGCGCACCCAUGGCGGCGACCGUGCGCACAUGGCUGGUGGUGGCGGCGCUGGCGUGCGCGCUAGCGCUGGCGCUGCGCUCGGCGGACGCGCAGGAGGGCGAGGCGCAGCCGACGUCGUCGUCGGCGCCGGCCCAGAAGCCCAACUGCGCUCCGGGCGCCGCCACGCCGUGCCGCGUGGGCGCGCUGCGCGACCCGGAGAACCAGGAGGAGGAGGGGCUGUUCAAUAUGAAUGUGAAGGCGCCGACCGGCGCGGGUGACUCCGACAGCGAGGACGACUACAGCGACCCCGACGAGCCCAAAGACCCCGACCAGUCCGACGACGACGAGCUUGUCGUUCUCGGCCACUGAUCUGAUCGACCGGCCGGUCCGGCAUGGUCGAUCACGUGCGCGUGGCGCCGGAUGUUUUUUUUUGUUGGACUGGCCGGUGGCCGAUCGACCGGUGUUCGUUGGACUUGCAUUCUUGUUCGAUUCUUCAGCUAAUUUGUUGUUGGUGGUGGUGUUGUUAGUAAGUAGGUAGUGAGUGGAUUGGCAAAUAUGUUCUGUAAGCUAAUAACUGGAUUUGAUAAAGUGUGAUCCAUACAUGGUUAAAUCUAUAAAGGGUGAUUGGUUAGCAACGUA